Molecule: messenger RNA, 1949 nt
Organism: Austrofundulus limnaeus
Lineage: Eukaryota; Metazoa; Chordata; Actinopteri; Cyprinodontiformes; Rivulidae
Gene: atg14
Product: autophagy related 14
Exons: 11
Coding region: 220-1737 (505 amino acids)
Biological process (GO): autophagosome assembly; mitophagy; cellular response to starvation
Cellular component (GO): phosphatidylinositol 3-kinase complex, class III; autophagosome; extrinsic component of phagophore assembly site membrane
Molecular function (GO): phosphatidylinositol 3-kinase regulator activity; protein-membrane adaptor activity
Source: RefSeq, a predicted model, not a curated record
AAAGCGGUCGAAGAAGAGGAAAAMCAGGAAGUGGAGGGUUCACAGCAAUCAAAACAAAAACAUUUGGAGCUUGUCAGUCAUGUCCAUCUAAGGAAACAUUUAAAGUUUGCUUGAAUCAUGUAGAGUGGAUCAAGCCACGAACCGGAAACUGCUUUAGAACCCGUGGAUGGUUCCGUUCAGCCGGGACAGUUUAGCAUCUUAGCUUAGCGCUCCCCGUUUAUGGCGUCUUUAUCCGCGGGGCUCCAGCCGCUCGGCCCCGACCCAGCUGCAUCAUCCUCCGGAGCCAAGCCGCCUCUUCCUCGCCAGUACCCCCACUCUGCCGUCUCCACGCCGGGCUGCGUGAUGGCGGAGUCCGUGGACGACGCCGAGGGUUUGUACGUGGCCGUGGAGCGGUGUCCUCUGUGCACCACCUCCCGCCGCAGGCUCACCUGCGCCCGGUGCAUCCAGGCCGGAGACUUUGUUUACUUCGACGGGAGGAACACCGAAAGAUACUCAGAGAAAGUGGGGCGGCUGAAGAAGCUGAAGGAGGAGCAGGAGGAGCUGCAGCAAAGGAUUCUGCAGGUGAUGGGCCGGAGGCUGCAGACGGAUGAGAUGAAAUGGAAGAUCAUGUUGUGUAAGAUAAAGAUCGAGCAGCUGAAGGAGGCGGUCGGCUGUGGCAACGAGAGGGUGAAGAGCGACAGGGAGAUUCUCCUGCGCUCCCAGGAGGAGACCCUGMGGCUGCAGCGCCGAGCGGGACGCCACCAGGAGAAGAGGGACAAGAUCGAGCGCCACAACCGGCGUCUGGGGGAGCUGCUGGAGAAACGAGCCCAGGACCACCAGACCAGACUGGUCCAGCUGGCGGCCCUGAGGCGAGAACACAUCCUGGAGCUCAGCACGCACAUCUUCCCCACGCAGGAGGAGAAGCAGGGCAGCAGAGACCCUGCGGACGUGAUGGCAGAGUGUGACCCCGUCCUCACCUCCAGCACGGUGACGGAGCUGGCCGAGGCCCGGAGAACCACCUACCUGUCGGGACGCUGGAUCUGGGACGACCAGAACGGAGAGACCAGCRUCAGCAUCACGGGAGCCCCCGUCGUGUUGCCGAGCAACGGAGACUACUCCGCCUACUACAGCUGGGUGGAGGAGAAGAGUGCCAAUCCAGGUCCAGAACUGGACCACAUUAACCCCGCCCACACCAUCAGCGCCGCCCUCUGCUACGCCACGCAGCUCGUCACCAUCCUGUCUCACAUCCUGGAUGUCAACCUGCCCAAGAAGCUCUGCAACAGCGAGUUCUGCGGAGAGAACCUCAGCCGRUACCGCUUCACCAGAUCCCUGAGCAAACUCAACACCAACAUCCUGCACCUGUGCUUCUCGCAGCACGUGGACAGUGAUAAGCUCCACCCACACCACACUCUGAGGAACGUCAUGUUUCUGAUCGCUCCUGACAACAACAGCCUGGGCAGGACCGGCCCGUUUGAGGUGAGCGCUGACCUGGAGGAGUCCAUGGAGUUUGUGGAACCGGAGGCGUCGGGGCCGACGGAGGACAGCGGAGAUGAGGCGGUGACGGACGAGGAGACGGACCUGGGGACGGACUGGGAGACGGUGCCCAGUCCGCGGUUCUGUGACAUCCCCUCUCAGUCCAUGGAUCUUUCCCAGAGUGCACUGCAGGUGUCCCAGCCGUCCAGUAACCCUGGAGGGAUGAUCUCKUCUGCCGCUGCCUCCGUCACUUCCUGGUUCCGAGCAUACACCGGGCAGCGCUGAUCCAACCCCACCGUCUACUGGGUCGGGUCAGAGGAAACGGACCUUUUAUCUCAGAGGAGCUGGAUCAACAUUUCCUGUUGAUCCUUCACGAGGGUCGUCUUUAUCCAAGUUUUAUUUUUCGGACCUGUUGUCUCCGCAGACUGAGCACGAAUUAUUCUUUAGGCACGUGAGCGGUUCUUCUGGUGUUUAAUAAAGCUGUAGUUGUUGUGUGA